AGGAGAACGCCCUCUCUUCUAAGCAUCAUCUCCCUCGCCGAAGCAUCAACACCACCAACGAACUAAUCCGUCAUACACAGCUCCCACAACAAGAAGGAAUAGAAUAGAGAAGUGAGCUUGCUAGCACUAUCAAUGGGGAGGGCUCCGUGCUGCGAGAAGAUGGGGCUCAAGAGAGGCCCAUGGACGGUGGAGGAGGACAUGAUCCUGGUCUCUCACAUCGAGCAGCAUGGGCACAGCAAUUGGCGGGCGCUGCCGAAGCAGGCUGGCCUGCUGCGCUGCGGCAAGAGUUGCCGCCUCCGGUGGAUCAAUUACCUUCGCCCCGACAUCAAGCGGGGCAACUUCACUAGCGAGGAAGAAGACGCCAUCAUCCAGCUCCACACCAUGCUGGGUAACAGAUGGUCGACGAUCGCCGCGAGGCUGCCGGGGAGGACGGACAACGAGAUCAAGAAUGUCUGGCACACGCACCUCAAGAAGCGACUUGACUCGUCCGUCAAGCCACAGGGCAAAACCGGUGCGCCGAAGCGCAAACCAAAGAAGCCUGUUGCUGUGACUGCAUCCGAGAGCCAAACCGUCGAGCCGGUUUCGUCACCGGAGCAGUCCCUGUCGACGUCGUCCGCCACCAGCGACAACUCGAUGGCCACAUCGCUGGAGAUCACGGGUAGUUUCAGCUCGGAGGAGUUCGAGAUCGACGACAGCUUCUGGUCGGAGACGCUGGCAAUGACGGUGGACAGUUCCAUGGAAGCCGGCGACCCCUUCGGUGCAGACAGUGCAUCGCCGUCGUCUUGCAACGACGAGAUGGACUUCUGGGUCACACUGUUCAUGCAGGCUGGUGACUUGCAGAGCUUGUCUCAGAUUUAGGGAUGGGACUGGGUCGAUCGUUUCAUACUACGCCCACAGAAUUAGGAAAAUUUCAGUUCAUCCGCUGAGUUGACUCGGCCUGCUCAGUUUCACUUGCAUCGGCUAGGCAUAGACCCAGAGUUAAGAGAGUGAACUGUUAAUAAUUUGUUAGCUGGCGCAGCAUAUUAAAUUAAUUUAUAUGUCUACGUGAAAUUGGCUUGGAAUUAUUUAGAAGUUUAUGCGAUAUUGGGUCACUGGGAGGAUAUUCCUUUACAAAUUGCAUGUAUAGCAAUAGAUUUAUAAAUAUCAUUUAGAUAUUUCAUUUUUACAA
Messenger RNA from Lolium perenne, 1168 nucleotides. Its product is annotated as transcription factor MYB30-like. Lineage: Eukaryota; Viridiplantae; Streptophyta; Magnoliopsida; Poales; Poaceae. The record is from RefSeq and is a predicted model, not a curated record.